UUGCCGUAUCAACACAAUAUUUACAAGCAGCACUGGAGCGGUCCACAGAUUCAUUCGAACCACGUGCGUAAAGUAGGGUUUUCGUUGUAAUAGACGAAAAGAUGACGAAGGACAAGUAUGAUGUUAAAUCGAGAAGUAAAGAAAAUGGAGAAGAUUCUAGCCUGACACAGAAAGACGGAGAAAAAGUAGAACUAAAACGUCGAAUCACACUGUUCAAUGGCGUCGCAAUCAUCGUUGGAUCGAUUGUUGGAAGCGGUAUUUUUCUAACCCCGAAAGGUGUACUGGAAGGGGCUGGAUCGGUUGGCUUGUCACUAGUGGUAUGGGCAGGAUGUGGAGUCAUCUCCCUUGUCGGAGCUCUUUGUUAUGCAGAACUUGGCACCACAAUCACACGAUCUGGAGGUGACUAUGCAUACAUGUUGGAAGCUUUUGGGCCUUGUAUGGCUUUCUUACAGCUAUGGGCAAAUCUCAUCAUCAUUCGACCUACAGCGCAGGCCCUGGUGGCGUUAACCUUUGCCUACUAUGUACUGCAGCCGAGCUUUUCAACAUGUGACCCCCCUCUCAUGGCUCUUAAGCUCCUAGCUGCUUUGUGUAUAAGUAUUUUGACAUUUGUAAAUGUGUACAGCGUUAGAGCUGCCACUAGGAUACAGGACAUAUUUACAGUCGCAAAGAUUUUGUCCCUUAUCAUCAUAAUCAUCACGGGUUUUGUUCUUAUUGGACAAGGUGAGACGGAAUACUUUGAGAAUCCCUGGGAGUCAAGCACAGGGAAGGGUGGAGAUAUUUCUGGAAUAUCCCUGGCUUUGUACAAUGGACUGUUUGCUUAUGCUGGAUGGAAUUUCCUGAAUUUUGUCACAGAAGAAAUGAUCGAUCCUUUCAAAAACCUGCCCAGGGCUAUCUACAUCUCCAUCCCCAUAGUAACAGCAGUGUACAUCCUGACUAAUAUCGCCUACCUCACCAUCAUUUCGCCAUACGAGAUGUUGAACUCAAAUGCUGUCGCUGUGACAUUUGGAUACAAAGUAUUCAGUGUGAUGGCAUGGAUUGUACCAGUUUUUGUAUCCCUCUCCACAUUUGGAGGUGUGAAUGGUCUACUCUUCACAUCAGGAAGGCUGUUCUUUGUCGGGGCACGGGAGGGACACCUUCCAGAUUUCCUGUCCAUGAUACAUCAUCGUCGCUUCACACCCAUGCCUGCGAUGUUGUUCACUGGCCUCCUCUCAUUGGUCAUGCUGGUAGCAGAUGAUGUUUCUUCCCUCAUCAACUACAUGAGCUUUGUUCAGUGGUUGUCUGUUGGAAUGUCAAUUGUCAAUCUCAUCUAUUUACGGAUCAAACAGCCCGAUAGACAUCGUCCGAUCAAGUUCCCACUGUUUAUCCCCUUCCUGUUCCUGGUAUUUGUAUUAUUCCUGUUAGUGAUACCACUGUACGCUGCACCAUACGACACUGGCAUGGCUGUGGUCAUUAUUCUCUCCGGAGUGCCUGUUUAUGUUCUUGGUGUUGUUUGGAAGAGCAAACCAAAGAUUGUCACAAAUUUUAUCGGGAGUUGUACAGUGCUCGGACAGAAGGUGUGCGAAGUGACCAAGCAGGAAGAUUAAAUUAUUCCUAACAAGCCUAUUUUAGUGGUAAUCAUAUUUUCAUAGUUCAACUCCGCCAUAGCCGGUCCCAAGCCCGUGUUGAGAAAGGAGGAGGCUGUCAUACCUGGACUACUGCCCCAUGUAUACCACAGCCCAGCAUUCUGACCCCUGACCUGUGAUCAAACCAUUAACCUGCGGUCUAACCGCUGACCCAAGAUCUGGUGUGGGAGAUUUACCUAAACCAGGCAACAAACUGGUCUGUGAAUCAUUGGUUUCAUUUGUAGCAUUCACAUGUGAAUACAUUAUGAAAAAUAUCAAAUGGAAAUAUUAAAGGGAUAUUCAUUUUCUUGUUGAAUGAAUACAUGAAUACAUCUCAUUAGUUUCAAAACAUUUUCAAAAAAAGUUUUGUUUGUGAUUGUUAUAGGUGUAUGUUAAUGGUGGUGAAACCAUCAACUUGUCCUUUAUUUGUGUCACACACUGUUUCCUGUAUGACUCAUGAAAGUAUGGUUACUCUAACAUAAGCUUGUUUGUUUUAACGGAAAUCUUAUGUGUUCAAAUUUUGAAAAAAAAAAACUGAAAAAAAAACAUCCAUCAUCAUUUGAAUGACCACUGCAUUAUUUGUGUAUCAUUAUUCUUGGAGGAUAUGAACAUCAUCUGUAUGCAUUUUUAUUUUAAAAUGAUUUACCAUUUCAACAUUUGUAUAAUGUUCUCAUGGCCAAGAAAUGCCAGGCAGCCUGAUACUACCGUCACUGCUACAGCUUCAUGCUUUAGCUUCUGAGGUGAUGGUUGGAUAAACGUUAUCCAGAUAUUGUUGGCAAGAGAUUAUCAAGUGUGAUAUUUUUAAGUUUGUAAAUGGUGUACGUGUAUUUGCUCUUUUUCAAAAGAGUUGAGUGAAAUCAUGCUCAUUUAGACAGUUUGUCAAAUUAACAGCUACAUGAGCUUGUAUGUGUGAUUGUGUGCAUGCUGGAGUAUGAUAUGAUGUUUGUAUCAUCUACACCAAAAUGUUGUUCAUUAUUUAAAUUGUUGACACCAUCUUUCACUAGGCCAAUGUGGUGAUACACCAUGAGAUGUUUACGUUAAUGUUUCUUGUAUCAAUCUGUAUUUAUUAGCUGUGAGAUUUAGUUUGAACCCAUUGCUACUUCCCACAUACAGUUACUUAAAUUUAAGAAUUGAAAUUAUUUCAGUUGGCAUUCACGGAAAAUAUAAAUGCCAAGUGGAAAUGACAAUUUGAACACAAAGCAAUAUCAUAGCUCCUAGAUUUUAACUUGGAUGUUAUGGGAAUGAAUGUAAUGUUCUUUUUAUCAUAUACCUUUGGUGCUCCAUUAAAUCAUAUUAAAUCACAUAUCUUGCGAUUACAAAGACGGUGUAUUAUCAAAGAAAAAUACCACUGAUGUCUGUGACAUCAUUACAUUGUUCGUUAAGUCAGCAAAUAUUUAUCAUAAAAUAUAAAAUAUGAUAUUCAUGUUUUUCUGAUUUGACUGCAAAAAUUCAUUCCUAAACUUUUUUUUUCCACCACUUCAAAAUAUAAGAAAAGAUAUCUUAAAGAAGUUUUCAUCAGCAGUGAUGUUUCCAUGAUUUCCAUCGUUACCAUUGGUAAAUCUGUUCAGGGAUAAUUUAACAGAAGUGUAUAUCUAUUCAACCUUUAUUUUCUUGGUUAUGACUAAAACAUCGGAUUCAGCCAAGAAUUUUUUUUCUGUCAUAUAUCAUUACAGAAGUGAAAAUCUGAAAUCUGAAAAUCGUUUUGUGAACAUAUGGAAUAAGUAGUGUGCAUUUUAUUAACAUCAGAUUUAAUAUACAUCGGAGAUUUAUGCCAAAUUUUAAAGAUCCCACAUCUAGUCCUUAUGAAUAUUAUUUAUAUUUAACAACAUUUCCCAUGACGAGGAGGUAAAAAUAUUUGCAUUUCCAGGGUUUUAUCUCAGGUGUAGACUUGGAAUUCAUAUUCUGUAUAUAUUGUAAUAUAAUUUAUUGGAAUUAGUCUUAACUAAACAUAUACAAGAAUAUGUCAGUUAAAUAAUUUUGAAUCUCAAUAGUUACUAGCACCUCUGUCAAAGGCAUUCCUUUUGGUACUUACACAGGGACUUAUAUUGGCAUAUAUAUUUACAAUUCUGAGGUUCAUAUGUAAACAAAUUCUUGAUCUAGGAAUUAAUGCCAAGUCCCUGUGCCUGUACUGUGUACUGGCAUGUUCCAGAACAUCAAUUAUAAUUUACUUUGAUAUUAUACAUUAAUUUAGACAUAUUAAGACACACAUAACACACAUCAAUGUAUAAUUACACUUUUAUUUCAUCCCACUGCCAUUAAAGUUAAAGAUUUAUAAUCUUGUGUACUUAAUUGGACAUUGUUACAAUAUGAACCUUUUCUUCCACAAUUUCUACAUGACACCAGUAAUAUUAUGUUUACAAUAUAUUAAUAUAUUCAUGUCGUUUGAAUUAUUUUUGCUACAUUUGUUCUUGUAUUUUAUGUUAAGUUAUAUGAUAGCACUACACUAUAUAUAUAUAACCCUUAUAUUAUGUACAUAUUUGUACUGCCCACUUUUUUAUGCACUUUUUCGCCUAUAUUUUAAAUUUUAUUGCAAGCAGCGUCAAUUUCAUUUUUAUCCAUGCAAUGCCUUCAUAUAAAUAUAAAUAUAUAAAUAUUGCAUUAAAAAGGGAAAUAAGUUUUCUUUUAAUUUUCAAAUUUCCUAACAGCAAUAUGAGUAGAAGUGUUAUCACAUUAAAAAACUGUUAUCACAGUAAAAGUGAAAUAUACCAAUACAAUGUACAUUGUAUUUGUAAAACAUUUUUCAAUUAAACCUUGUACAAUGUACAUGUGUUAUUUGUUAAGAUUUCCAUUUUAUAUGUGAAGAUAAACAUGUGUUCUAUGCUAAGAUAUAAACAUGUGUUCUAUGCUAAGAUAUAACAUGUGUUCUAUGCUAAGAUAUAACAUGUGUUAUGUGUUAAAAUAUAAACAUGUGUUCUAUGCUAAGAUAUAACAUGUGUUAUGUGUUAAAAUAAAACAUGUAUUCUAUGCUUAGAUAUAACAUGUGUUAUGUGUUAAAAUAAAAACAUAAUUUUGUUAUAUGUUAAGAUAAAGACAUGUGUUAUUUGUUAAGAUUAACAUAAGUGUGAAGAUAAACAUGUGUUAUGUGUUAAGAUAAAAACAUGUUAUGUGUUAAGAUAAAAACAUGUUACGUCUUAAGGUAAAAACAUGUUACGUCUUAAGGUAAAAACAUAUGUUACGUCUUAAGAUAAAAACAUAAUAAUGUUAUGUGUUAUAAUUAAGAUAAAGACAUGUGUUAUGAGUUAAGAUUAACAGAUUAUGUGUGAAGAUAAACGUGUUAAUAUAAUAACCUGUAUUAUGUGAUAAUGGAGAACCUUCCUGCAUUUGAUCUCGUAACUCAUCAAUACCAUGACACGUACCAGAUACUUGUCUUAUGUGACCAUGUACUGAUUCACCUAUUUGUCCUUGAGCAUGCAUGCAUAUAUUGCUCACUUUGUGUGACUGUAAUACUGAUCACCAUUUGUUCUUUGUGACUGGAUCCUAUAUCAGGUGUAAAUAAACAAAACAAUAUGUUUAAAAAGCCAACAUAAAGUUUUUAAAAAAAAUCUGUUUUACGGAACUUAGAGAAAAAUGUCAUUCCAACAAACCUAUGGUUUAUAACAUAUGGGAAAUAUAUAUCUGAAAAGAUAGAAUAAAAAAAAAUGACAAUGUUAAUGAGAGAACUUGGGAAAGAAGGAAUAAAGGAAAUAUAGAUGAGGGAAUGACAGAAUAAGGGGAUGAUGGAAGAAUAGAAAAGGGAAAUAGAAGGGAGGGAAGGUCAGAAUAAGGGAAAUGUAUAGAGGAGGGAAUGACAGAAUAAGGGAAACAGAGAGGAGGGAAUGACAGAAUAAGGGAAAUAGAGAGGAGGGAAUGACAGAAUAAGGGAAAUGUAUAGAGGAGGGAAGGACAGAAUAAGGGAAAUGUAUAGAGGAGGGAAGGACAGAAUAAGGGAAAUAGAGAGGAGGGAAUGACAGAAUAAGGGAAAUAGAGAGGAGGUAACGACAGAAUAAGGGGAGGAUUGAAGAAUAAAAUAAGGGAAAUGUAGUGGAGGGUAGAACAGAAUAAGGGGAGAAUGGAAGAAUAGAAUAAGAAAAUAGAGAGCAGAGCUAUGUUUACAACGCUUUUUUAUCCUUUGUUCGUGCCUAUUGAUGAAUCUCAUGUGUUAAGAUAUAUGUUUUCUGUUUUGCACCCUUGCUGUACGUGAUAUACAGGGACCAGACACAUUGUCAGAAAGUGAUCAUAGUAUACAAGAAUUGUAUUCAUUAUUUAAAUUAUAUGAUAUUAUGUGACUGGCCCCUGUGAAAUUAUGCUUAUCAGCUCGGAGAAUCAUUUAGAUAUCAUUUUGUCUGUAUGUUUUUGCUUAGGUAUGUACUGCUCUAAAGCCUUAUAUUUUGUUGGUACAGUAUUUCAAUGAUUUACAAAUAUGUAAUGGUAUUGUUCCCUCAUUGUUGUCUUUGAUAUUACAAAGCUUAUUAACUAUUUAAUAUUAAUUCAACAAAAACCUGUACCAUAGAGUAUCACAACCAUAUUUAUUGCAGUUAAGUAUGCAUGGAAUAAAUCAACUUCCUUCUUUUGAGUUAAAAUUUGUGUUAACCUCAAGGAUUCAGUUGAAGGACAUAUUGAUAACCUAAACCACAAAAAUAGCAACUACCUGGAAGUUAAAUAAUAUUUCAGAUAUACAUGCAUUGCAGUGAAACCUGUCUAAAAUGAAUUCUGUAUAAUUUGUCAUCUGUUGUAGACAUGUUUAACUACACACUACAGUGUAAUAAUGCCAUAUUAAUGAUCAAGACAAUCACGAGAAAUUACAGAGAGUUUAACAUAGGAUUGAGCACUACAUUUUAUUGUAUGGCUACUCUUUGGAUGAACUUAGGUAAUCUUCUAAAUAAAAUUUGAGAUUUUUAAUUGUGCUUGAAAUUCAAGGGGCAUGGUCCAAAGGAAUUGAAUAUUGCAUUAAAAUUCAUAGAUAUAUUUUUUAAUAAUGGUCCAACCACAAAAUUUAUAACUGUUAUGCAAGAAUGAUGACUUUGGAACUGAUCCACCAAAUUGUUCAUGUGUUUAUUUUUACUGAAAAUGUCAGUGGGGAUCAUCUCAAAAGAUAAGCUAUUUUUUUUUUAGUUUUGAAAUGGUCCCCUAAUGUGAUUUGUGUCUCAUUAAGCCUUGCCAUUCCAUGACAUGAUGUAGUAGAUGCUAGCAACACUGAAGAUGGAAAUGUGUCAAAAUAUUGUAAAUAAAAACAACUGUAGUUUUCA
Messenger RNA from Pecten maximus, 6826 nucleotides. Its product is annotated as large neutral amino acids transporter small subunit 1-like. The record is from RefSeq and is a predicted model, not a curated record. Lineage: Eukaryota; Metazoa; Mollusca; Bivalvia; Pectinida; Pectinidae. Bases 102 to 1583 code for a protein of 493 amino acids. Gene Ontology annotation, cellular component: membrane. The transcript is spliced from 12 exons. Gene Ontology annotation, biological process: amino acid transmembrane transport. Gene Ontology annotation, molecular function: L-amino acid transmembrane transporter activity.